This is a messenger RNA of Sclerotinia trifoliorum, 1367 nucleotides long. Lineage: Eukaryota; Fungi; Ascomycota; Leotiomycetes; Helotiales; Sclerotiniaceae. The record is from the annotation of a GenBank genome assembly.
GCGACGCUAAAGAUUGAAUCAAUUUUCAAACCUUAAAUAAAAGGCAAAACUUCUUCAAUCUUAGAUAAUCAUCAAAUCACAUGAUACACAAAUCAUUAAGCGAAUUGAAAUUCCAAGUGUAGUGCCGCAGGUUUUAGCCCUGCUUCGAUUUCUGUAUCGGAAGAACAUCUCGACUUUUACGACCAGCGACCAGCGACAAAUUUUACGACAACAACCCACCAACGGUUCCUUCUUCAAGAUGUCGGCAACAGAAGCUACCCAGAAGAAGACCUUCGGAAAAUCGACCCGGGUCGUUUCCAAUGAGAAGGCACAAAAGUACUAUCCGGCGGAGGAUGUCUCAGCACCAAGAAAGGUAAAUACAAAAAGGAACCCAUUUUUGCAAGAAAUAGCAGAGCAUUGAUUGGAAUAUUGUCCGAUUUUGACAAUAAAGCGGCGCGAAAAUCAAUAUAUUUGGAGUUUGCGAUUACAAUUGCAAUCUGCAGAUAUAUAUUUGAUUUUAAUAUCAAUCAAAUCGUCAUUACAUUCAUUGCAUAACAUUGCAUCGCAUUUUCAGGCAUUGCUCUUUGGUUUCAAGAACCUUGUAACUAACAAUGAAUUAUCCAGGUCCGCAAAUCCAUCAGACCAUCCAAAGUUAGACCAUCCCUCGAACCCGGAAAAGUCCUGAUCCUCCUCGCUGGUCGUUUCCGUGGCAAGCGUGUCGUUCUCUUGAAGGCUCUUGACCAAGGUGUUCUCCUCGUCACUGGCCCAUUCAAGGUCAACGGUGUCCCAAUCCGCAGAGUCAACGCUCGUUACGUUAUCGCCACAUCUACCAAGAUCGAUUUGGAGGGUAUCGACUCGGCAAAGAUUGAGGAGCUCUCAGACCCAAAAUACUUCGCUAGAGAGAAGUCAGAGAAGAAGGCAUCAGAAGAGGCUUUCUUCAAGCAAGGCGAGAAGCCAGAGGUAAGAUCUUACAGUGGGGAUACGUCACAAUCUUACAUAAAUUUAAUAAAUCAAAACAGAAGAAGCAACCAUCCUCCAGCCGCGCAGCAGACCAAAAGACCAUCGAUAAGGCCAUCCUUUCCAGCCUCAAAAAGACCCCAGAACUCGCCAGCUACCUCGGUAGCUCUUUCAGCCUUCGCAAGGGCGAUAAGCCACACGCAAUGGUAUUUUAAAUAUGUGUGUUGGAGAUUGGGGGGAAUGGGUACAUUUGGGCGCGGAUGUGGGAAAAUUCUACAAUCAAUUUGACGAGUCGCUUCUUUGCAUCUUGACCUCGGAAUGGGCAUGGGUCAUCUCAUUGUGAAGGGCACUUUGUAAUCAGAUUUGCAAUGAUGAAGAAAACCACAAAGCAAUGAUAUCUUUUUUUUUAGCGCGAAUGAUUGUGAGAUGUG